Notechis scutatus (mainland tiger snake) is the source of this 3133-nucleotide messenger RNA. RefSeq names its product zinc finger protein 703 (gene ZNF703). Lineage: Eukaryota; Metazoa; Chordata; Lepidosauria; Squamata; Elapidae. The record is from RefSeq and is a predicted model, not a curated record. Gene Ontology annotation, cellular component: nucleus. Gene Ontology annotation, biological process: negative regulation of DNA-templated transcription.
UCUCGCUGGGGCCGGUGCGGUCGUCCUUGCUGCCGCCGCUUCCACAACGCGCCCUGCCCGGCUUUUCGCGCUGCGGAGCUUGCCUCUCCCCCCCUUUUCCCCCCUCCCCAGCCCUGCCCUACCCCACCCCCGCCCUGCCCGGCUCGCUCCCCCAAAUGAGCGGCGGUUCGCCCGCUGGAUCUAACGCAAGGACAUCGCCCAGCAGCAGCGGCGGCGGCGAAGGAGGAGGAGGCGGCGAAGGCUCGGCCGCCGCCUCGUCAGCCCAGCCUUCCGGAGCCGUGUGCCCGGUGCUCUCGCACCUGUCCCCGGAGGACCCCCUGCGCCAGGCGAACCGGCUUCCCAUCAGGAUCCUGAAAAUGCUGAGCGCCCACAGCGGUCACCUCCUGCACCCGGAAUACCUGCAGCCGCUCUCCUCCACGCCCGUCAGCCCCAUCGAGCUGGACGCGAAGAAGAGCCCCUUAGCGCUGCUAGCGCAAACCUGCUCGCAGAUCGGGAAGCCGGAUCCACCGCCCGCUUCCAAACUCAACUCCGGCGCGGCAGCCGGCCUGUCUGGGCCGGACAAGGAGUCGAGCGGUCGCGCCGCCGGUGCCGGAGCCGGCAGCGCCCUCAAGCAACUGGGCGACGCGCCCGCCGAGGAUAAAUCGAGCUUCAAGCCGUAUUCCAAAGGCGGCAGCGGCGGAGAUCCGCGGAAGGACGGCGGCGUCCCGCCGAACCAGGCCGGAUCGGGCGCGGAGAAAAACGGCUUCCGAGUUCCCAGCGCCGCCUGCCCACCUUUCCCUCCGCUCGCCGCCUCUUCCUCUUCCACCUCCUCUUCUCCGGGCGGCUCGAGGGGCAAUUCCCCGCAGCACUCGGACUGCAGAGGCCUCGAUGAGAAGAAGGAGUCGGAGAUCGUGGCCAAAGCCAGUCCAGACGCGGCGCUUGGAGCUGGAGGUACCCGGGCGCGCGCCGGCAGCGUGGAGCCCGGGACGCAAAGCGAGGCGGCUUCGGGCCGCAAGUCCGAACCUCCGGCCUUGGCGUCGGCGGGCCACGUGGCGCCGGUAUCUCCUUACAAGCCGGGUCAUUCGGUGUUUCCUUUGCCCCCCUCCGGCAUCGGCUACCACGGCUCCAUCGUGGGGGCGUAUGCGGGCUAUCCUUCCCAGUUCGUACCCGGCUUGGAUCCUACCAAGCCCAGCCUGGUGAGCAGCAGCCAACUGCCAGGGGCCUUGGGGCUCCCGGGGAAGCCCCCCAGCUCCAGCCCGCUGACGGGGGCCUCCCCACCUUCCUUCAUGCAGGGAUUAUGCAGAGACCCCUAUUGCCUGAGCUACCACACCGCCUCCCACCUGGGCACCAGCAACUGCUCCAGCUGCGUCCACGACCCGGGCAGCCUGAAAAGUGGAUAUCCCCUGGUGUAUCCCACCCACCCGCUCCACAGCGCCCUGACCUCCAGCGCCACGCCCAGCCUGUCUGGCCAUUCGCUCUACACCUAUGGCUUCAUGCUGCAGAAUGACGCCCUGCCCCAUAUAUGCAACUGGGUGUCUGCCGGUGGACCUUGCGACAAGAGGUUUGCCACCUCCGAGGAACUGCUGGCCCAUUUAAGGACCCACACGACUCUGCCGGGGGCGGAAAAACUUUUGGCUGGUUAUCCUACCUCGGGGCUGGGCUCUGCUGCGUCCUGCCACCUCCACCUCCCGCCUGCUGCCCCGGGGAGCCCCAGCUCCUUACCCGGAUCUCUGUCGUUGAGAAGCCCGCAGACAUUGGGACUAAACCGCUACCAUCCCUACGGCAAAAGCAAUUUGCCGACGGCGGGGACCUUGCCGGUCCCUUCCUUGCCUGCAGCUGGACCCUACUACUCCCCCUAUGCCCUUUAUGGCCAAAGACUGACCUCAGCCUCUGCACUUGGAUAUCAGUAACUCCAGCAGCCCUGCCCUCUCAUGCGACCUCGCCUCCGGAGUGUGUAUUUAUUUCCUGUAUGUUAGCUUAAAGCUGGGAAAAUAAGUGCAUUAAUACACCAAUGAAUCAAUGGUAUGCAAAACGUCUGUGUCUCCUACCCCCUUUCCCAAAAUCUGACCCACUCUUUUAUUUUUAUUUUUUUAAGCAAAACGUUUUGCCCAUGUGGGGUGGGAGAAGCUUACUGUAUUUUCUUUUUUCCCCCUUUAAAUAUUUUUUUUUUUAAGAAAACUUUGCCCUGGUCCCAAGGAACGCCCGGCAUGAUGUUCAGCAAAAUGCUUUUCUUCCUUCUCCCUGCUUUAUCUACCACCACCAACACCCCCCCCCCUUUUUUUUUUGUUUGGUUUUAUUCUUGGUUUCGGUUUCUUUGGCAUUUGUAUAGUAACUGUAUAGUUCCUGUCUUGUGAAAGAAAGAAAGGGGAAUGGGGCGGUCAGGUUUGCUGGGAAAUUAUUUGGUGGCUUUGUUUUAACUGCGGAAGGCGGGACUGGCAAGCUGCUGGCACUAGGCUGGCCGCGGAGAGCUUGGUGGUUCUGCAUAGAACCCAUCGGUCCUGUCUCCUCUGCAGAAACCAAAUCACCUGUGCUCUCAGAGUGGAUGCCCUAAGCAAAAAGGAGAGCAUCCAAGUACUGGGAUUUUUGGGGUGAAACUGAAGCCCCUUCCCAUAAAAGAGGGGCAUGCAAGCCUUCCACCAGCUUUCACACUUGUUUUGUUUUAUUUUGCUUUGGCUUCUUUUUUGUUCUCUCCCCUCCUUUCACCCCCCCCCCCCCCCACCCCUGCUUUUUCUCUCUUCAAAAGACCUGAAUUUUAAGGAAAUUAGCAAACAUCCUUGAGAGACUGGAAGAGAACAAUCUUAUAUGCCAAAUGAGGAACUCGGAGAACUUUUGCUCAGUUUGGUUUCAAGCUGGAUCCUCAAGUCUAGCUAGUAGCCCUUGGGGGCCUCUUUAUCUUUGUCUUUAGGCUCAAAUCUACGUACCAAAAAACCCCAACCACCAACCAACAAAAAAAAAAUCACUCCCCCCUUUUUCCUAAUGACCCUAUCGCCCACUUUCUCUUGACCUGUGGGUAUGGAACAGCUGUUAAGGUGCAGAGACCCUUCCCCAAAUUGCAGAACUAAGGCAGCACCGAAGGCUGCAGAUCUUUUGGGGUGAAUAGAACUCCCUCCUGGUAAGUCUUAUUUUGUUAAUAAAUGAAUACUUGCUAUAUCUA